CCUUCCGUGCGGGGAGGUAAGGGAACAUUUAGUGUAAGCAAAGUGAUGAGACGAUCAUCCUAUCCUCUCAGUCUUCUCCGCCAACCGUAUUGAAUCUUCCUUAUGCAGUUAUUAUGGUCUUCUAUGUAGUGUAUGUCAGGUUGCUCAGGCUGACUGGGUGGUUAGGCACCUCGAUCGACCCAUAGAAGUGGCGCCGUGGGGCAGAAUACCCCGUUGAGACAAGGGAUUGUGCAUAAGCGAUGUUGCCCUACCAAUCAUCAUCCUUCUCUUCCUUGCUCUAUCCAACUGGGAUUUCCCAGCGAAUGAGCUGAUUUGAAAGUAGGCUGGUUCAGCUGAACUUACUGUGCAUAUCGCGGCAGCCAGGGCUAUGCGGAUCCCUGUGAAGAGCCGCUUGGGGUCCAAAUAUUUUAGGGUAUUGAGUGUCCCGCUGCUACUCGAGUUGAAGUUGCUCAAGAAGAACGGAAUAGAAUAAUAUAUAAUGACUUGAAACCUAUUAUUAUCGAGAAAUAUUAGUUCUCAAGAAAAGUGUAUAUCGUCAAUAAACAUAGCACGUGCCGAAAUGGCACCGCCGACAUUGCAAACCUCAGUUAGUGGGUUGAGCAUAAGCUCCCCUAUUGAGAAAGCAGCAGAUAUAUCCGAACAGAAAGAAAUCGACGCGAUCUGGAAAGAUGUUUACAACAAAGUCGUCGAGCUCGCCGGUGGGGAUCCGAGACGGGUUCAAGGGACCCUCGACAUCAAUGCUGUUCUUAAGUACGUUGACGACGUGCAAGCCUCGAGCAAAAAGAAGUCCGAGAAAUUCGGCACGUUCAAGAGUAUAGUCAGUAGAACGCUACAAUGUAUAAAUACUGUUGGAGGAAUAGUUGCCGACGGUGCUUCAACCGUCUUUGCCCCAGCGGGGAUGUGCUACAACGCACUCACCUUCGUUAUACAAGCUUGGCAGGGCUAUGAAGGUAUCUUUGAUAACCUCGCCGAGUUGCUUGAGAAAUGCACAGAAUUUCUCGAGCGCCUCGAGUCCUACCAAGGAAAGAUGGAUAAGAGGCUUACACGUGUUGCGGUCCAGAACCUUCGACUAUUCGUCGAAAUAUGUGAUCACACAAUCAAGCUGCGCAAGAAGCACAAUAAGCUAUUCGCGUUCACGAAGCAGCUAUUCUUGAAUGACAAUGGCAUUCAGAACCUGCUUAGCUACAUGGAUCGGCUCAAUGCGAAAGAAGCACUUCUGGUUAACGCGCAGACUUACAAGCUCGUGAGUGAUAGCGCUGGAGACAUCAAGUUGAUGCUUGACGGCCAGAAGGAGCAGAAGAAGGAACAAGAGUCAAAGAAGUGGAGGGCAGCCAUCGCGAAGGCACUAGGCUUCCCUACCACGUCGUUAGACAAGGACGGAGAGCCGAUUCCGUCUUGGCAAAAGACUUUUGAUGCUCGUAAGAACAUGCUGGUCGAUGACACUGGCAAGUGGAUCUUAGAAGAUGAGGCAUUCCUAGAAUGGACGGACUCGAAAUCUUUUAAGAAGCCCGUAAUGGUUUUGGGGGGCAGGAAUGGCUCUGGAAAAACGUCGGCGAUGGCCAACACUAUGAAAUAUCUGAGGAAGAUAAGUCGGGUUGGGCCAACCUCCCGAAUCGUCACGCCUUACUUCUUCGUAGAUGUCGACAAGAAGAAAUCUGAUGAUGAAGAUACCAGCACUGUUCUAGAGUUAGUUUCGCGGGCGUUGCUCUGGCAGAUUUCGAUAGCCUACGAGGCGAUGACUAAAUCCGUGUACCAAAUCCUCGAGAAAACUCCUGAAUUCGAUGGGUCGCUCGACCUCUGGCACCAACUAUUCAUUAACAACAAAGAGCGCACAAACCCGGAUACGGCAUUCUUCUUAUUCAUCGAUAACUUUGACGAGACACUCGUUCCACUACUCGAGAAACUGACCUCCGGGGCCAUAGGCAGGAAGACUCGGGUCUUCUUAACCGCCCGUCCGCAGCUGGUUUCGGAAUGGCUCGAGAAGGAAAGAGGAAUCGAGUUUAACAUGAUCGCAAUUUCAGAGCACAAUAGCGACGAUAUUGAUAAGUAUAUUAUUUCUCGAAUGGAUAGCAUGUCUAUCCUCAAAGAUCCUAGUCGCCCAGGUAUUUCCGAGUGGCGAGAAAAGAUCCUAAGGACGUUACGAUUCAAGUGUGCCGGCGAUUACUUCAAGCUAAACUCGAGUCUUGAUGCCCUUGCAAAGGUCGAUUUAAUCGAUGAUAUCAACAAGGUGCUUGCGGACGCCGAUAAGACUCGUGUCGAUCAGAUAGAUGCUGAACUUCGACGGCUCAACAACUCUCGCACUAUCAAAGAGAUUCAAGAAAUAAACGAGAUUAUCCUAUGGAUCGAGACUGGCCGACGUUGGUUGACAAUCGACAUGAUGGAAGACCUCUUGUCUGUGAAAUACCGGAAUAGCUCGGUUGCGCAACUCCCUAACCCCAUUAUCCCGCUUACGCGGCGAAAGACAGACUCGCCAAAUAUUGAGAGCAUCGGCCAGGAGGCUACGCCAAAAACUCUGACCAUAUCACUUCUUCCUUUCGCCCAGAAACUAGCGGAGAAAUACCCAAUAUUCGCUGUAAAGGAUUCAGGAUACAUCGAUUGGCGCUCUCCAGAAAUUAAAGAUAGAAUCCCGCCAAAAGGUUCCGACCCAGAUGCCGUAAUGGAUGUUGCCGCAUCGGGUCCGCAAAUAAUCCAAGAGUCUGAAAUUGCUAUCGUCAAUCAUUUUCUUAGCAACGUAUGCCCUCCCGAUCUCUACAAGAGAUUCGAAUUCGAGAAUUUUUUCCGUAAGAAGCUCGGAGCGAAACACAAGGACUACAUCUGCCUUGAUCCUGAUAACGCGGAUAUCAAGGCUGCCAUAGCCUGCUUGAUCAUACUUACGGAGGAAGAACUGAGGAACAAACGAGGUCUCCGCCAAUAUGCAAUUAACUGGCUAUUUGACCAUUUGAAAGAGGUUGAUCUCUCGGCGGCUGAUCGAGGUUUGAAGGCACAAGUUGGCCCGCUCCUCGUGAAGUUAUUUACGGAGGAGUGUGGGAUCGACUCCUUGUUCUGGCCCUUUGAGUUGGAUGUGAGCAAUCAAACUUGGGAAGGCGACGAGAAUAUCGAUCUUCGUUACGCCAGGAUUGAAUGGGUCUAUUCUACGGCUGGCGUUCAGGAAGUCUCCCGUUGGCUGAGAGACUCUUCGGUGACAAAGCUCAUUACUAGCGACCACCCAGCCGCUUCGUUCGUCACAGAAGUAAAGAGUUCCGCCAAUCUACACAAGGCAGUGCUCUCAUACGCUGCUAAACAUUUGGCAGACCAUCUAUUCCGUCGUGUGGAGUUCCUUAACCGUCAUUUCCGUUGUGCAUGUUGUUUUAUUCGCGGGUAUCUAUCACGACUUGACUCAAAAAGGGCAUCCCAGAUGCCCAAUGAUCCGUUAGUAUAUACCGAGGAGCUCAAUACGCACGUGCUCGAUGGGCUCGAAAGCGCACAAUUCACUAUUGAACAAGUGAAUGAGAUUGAGGCAUUUGCAACAGAAGUGCUUCAAAAAAAAGAUACACCAGAAGAGAAGUCGAGUUGGGAGACUCAUGGUGCAUUAAUUGUAUUUCAACUAUGCGCUUCUGAACCCAGCGCCGUUGAGAUUUAUCAAUCCCGUGCACGAAAGGCGGUCGAUCUCAACCCUCGGAAUUGGCACGCGGUUCAUUUCAUCGCAAAGCAGCGAAACACUGGCGACGAAGAGGCAGUGCAGCUACUAUCGCGGGCUAAACAAGAAAUUGACAACAUCCGUGCUCGGGAUUCGGAAUGGAUCAUGGACGAUUCUAAUUCGGCGUUGUUAGCACGUAUUACGUUGGAUUUAGGAGACCGACUGUGGGACUUGUCUCAGGACUACCAACUUGCUGCACGUACCCAUAGGGAGAGUCUCGAGUACGACUACGUCCGCUUUGCGGACUAUACCAAAGUUCUCACUCGAUACCAAAAACACGGGGCAUUUUCCGAGUUUAUUGCUUUUAUCGAGACGCUGAACAAGACCAGCGAGACUUGGGCUGAGUAUUUCGACGAGUUGGUUUACGGAUUCGUCUAUGAGCUGACGAACGAUUCGGAACCUAACAAGCUAGCCCAAGCUGCGGAUGAAACCAACCGCUGGGACGUCAUUGAGGCUUUCUUCACCCUGGCGUUAGAUAUGGGUGUAAAACGAGAAAACCACGAACUCCUAUUCCUUAUCCGGCACGGCUUUGCAAAGACGCUUGCGAGCGCCGCCGACGGGCUGCAGGAAGACAAAGUUAUCGCCAUCCAAGAAAAGGCCCUCGAAGAUGUUAAACUUCAUCCCACUGAUGCUUUAUCUCGGUAUGAUAUAGACGAUAUGACUAACUCUCUCUCCGAGAGCUACUUGCGUAAAGCGUUCCAGCCUGGCUUAGUCGUUGACAAGGUUGAAUUUUACGGGUCUCGUAUUGCCGACUUGCUGCUGCUAGAUGUCACGAACGAGAGGCUAGACAUUUGGGGACGCAACAUUACUAUAUGCUGUCUAAUACGAUACCACCAUAAGCGUAAGAGCGGCUCGAGACUCGCCAAGGAGUGGACGCAGAGGAUAGUACAAACAAGCAUCGAACUUCUUUCGGAUGAAGACGAGGAUAACGAUGCAACGGCAUAUUGGCUGCUAGAUCGCCUACUAACUAUUGUCGAGGAUACGAAGCAUAGUCGAAUUCUGUGGCAUUUGCGUAACUUGGUGAACCAUGAGGCUCUAGUCAAAUGGCAGGAUUGGACGGCCAAUCAUGUUAGUACACCGAAUGGUACAGUUACAAAUGGUAACUCUACCCCUGCAGCUAUCGACACUGUCAUUAAAGGAAGCGAGGACUCUGGUAACGUAAUGCUCGAGCCGCCUACGCCAUCAAAAGCUACCAGCGACAAUGCUGCCGCAGCUCCUAGGGAGCCGUCUUGGUAUGUGUGGUGUGACGGCUGUGAGAAGCGGUGGGCAGUGGCAGAUGCGCCUCUGUAUACUUGUGCAGACUGCUUAGGAGAGGUUCAGCUUGACGGCGAAUGCUAUGAGCUGCAUAAGAAGGGCGAGUUGAAGAAGAAAGGAUUGAAGUGCACGAAGGAGCAUACCUUCAUCGAAAUAGCUGCUUUCGAUGCAAGUUUGUAUAAAGACAUUCCAAAGGGUUCAGUACCUCUGCCCGAUGCCAAACCCGAGGAGAAGAGGUGGAUGUCUCUUGACGAGUGGAAAGAUGAGUUGAAGAAGCUGUAUUUGAAUGGCGAUACUGUCGAAAGUAAUGUGCAAACGCCUAAAGUUGUGGUGUAGAUAAAGCUGUAUGUAAAAUGUUCUGAUAAAAGAGGCGUUUGUGGGGGCAUGAAGGGUGAGAGAACCGUUUGAUAGUAUUGGAUCAAUUAAAUGAUGAGGAUGAUGAUGAGGUAUGAGAGAAGAAGGGCUAAGUUAGGUACCUAACCUUUUAAGUUAUAUGUUGGAGGUACCUAUGUACCUAGAUAAAGAUUAGGAAAUUUCAAUGAAGCGUUGUAGGUUCGAAGACUGCGGGGUCCUAUACCUAC
Molecule: messenger RNA, 5511 nt
Organism: Daldinia vernicosa
Lineage: Eukaryota; Fungi; Ascomycota; Sordariomycetes; Xylariales; Hypoxylaceae
Exons: 3
Coding region: 560-5266 (1568 amino acids)
Source: RefSeq, a predicted model, not a curated record